AUGUCAUCGAACUCAGGCCGUCCUGGCCAUUGUGAAUAUUGCGGUCACCCAAAGGCUGUGCACGCAAGACAUGACCAAGACACCCAAUGUCGCCGGUGCCCAGAUUACUUCGAGAUCUGUCAAGCACCCUCCCAUGACUCCUCCCUAGGCUGGAAGAUCUGCAAGCGCUGUACAUGUGGACGAGCCUACUAUCCGAGCCGGGCUAAUGUAGCUCGAGAUUUGGACCCGAGCGAUUAUGCACCAACCCAUCCGGACUAUGUACCUGAUCACACGGCUGAUGCCUCUUCUCUCUUCUAUGAGCAACUCCCAUCGAUUCGUUCAGGUGACCCAUUCGCUUCAAGAUCGACCCGCCGUGAGAUACCUCCAGAAGACGUGGCCGACAACACAUAUUCUACCGAUGCAUACUCAUCCGUCGAUCGGAAUGCUCGAGUCUCUUAUCCAUCCCACCAAAGGACCUUAUCGGAUGAUCCUAUUACAGCGGGCUCUUCCAACUUACAGCUACCAACCCGGAUAGUGGAUAGUGCUGGGAAUUUUGGGAUGGCAUUCGACAACCUGUCCGUAGACGACCUGGCAGCUGCCUCCUCUGAGCAGACACACAGCACUCACAGUACUGUCGGACAUGACCUUAGUGACAGUUUCCUGCUGGAAUAUGGAUUUCAGCAAUUAAGGAUUGGCACCACCGCCGCCAAUUACUAUGAGCAAAACAGCGACGAUGACUCUGACUCUGACGGCGAUGAUGAUGACUCUGACGAUAGCGACUUUGAGUACGAUGACGACAACUACUCCAGCGUCACAGCCCCCGGCCCUAGUCUCUCGACCUAUACGAAUCGUGAUUCCUACGAGCCAGGACCUUCUAAGUUUCCGCAUAAGCAUGAAGGCCACGAGAAUGAGAGCAAGGGCAAGGGCAAGGAGAGCAAGGGCAAGGAGAGCAAGUGCAAGGAGCGCAAGAGCAAAGAGUCCAAAGGCAAGGAGAAAAAGGGCAAGGACAAGGACAGCAAGGGCAAGAGCAAGGACAUCAAGGGCAAGGGCAAGGGCAAGGGCAAGGAGUCCAAAGGCAAGGACAGCAAGCGCAGCAGGUAGAUUCCUGUUCACAACUCAAGUAAACCUAGAGACAUAUAAUGAGCGACUGCUGGCGUCAUUAGGCUGACAAGACUAUUAAUCUGUAAGCCAGACGAUCUUGUUUAGGCUGAGCUCAGCAAGCUUGCUUGCAACUUCAUUUUCCGACGUCCAUGUAGAAGAAUUGGC
This is a messenger RNA of Microdochium trichocladiopsis, 1245 nucleotides long. RefSeq lists its product as uncharacterized. The record is from RefSeq and is a predicted model, not a curated record. The transcript has a single exon. Lineage: Eukaryota; Fungi; Ascomycota; Sordariomycetes; Xylariales; Microdochiaceae. The coding region runs from base 1 to 1080 and encodes 359 amino acids.